GAUCAGUGAAGCCAGUGCGACCGAAACCCUUGGAACGAGAUGCGAUCUGUACUGCUGCUGCUCCUGGUUCUGCUGCUCGGCUCCGCGUGCAUCGAAUGCGGCAGGGUGAUCUACUUCAAUCAACUGAAUAGCACACAAGCCGAGGAGGCGGCCAACAACAACACCGAUGCCCUGGGCAAGGGAAUGCUGCUCGAUAUGCGGGGAAAUCGCUGCCAACGUGGGUACGUUCGCGAUCAUCAUGGGCGUUGCAGAAGGCGUGUCUGAUAUUGGACUCCCCCACUGGGCAGAGUUAAAUUUAAAUGCGUGUUUAUUUUUAAGUCUGUUUGCCAGCCGAGAUUAAAACCGUCUACAGAUUUUGUAAAAACGAUAUGACAGAUAACAGCAAGUUACGCGAAUAUUGUGAAUAUGUUCCUGCUUGGCAACAGCAUUUCAAGAUAAGAUUUUAAUUAGAAGGGUUAUUCUCUUAAAUGUAUAAAUAAUUUCCCGAAUAACCAUUAAUUUAGUUAUUAUUUAAGCCUUCAUAAUAGUUGUUAAAUAUGU
Drosophila teissieri is the source of this 540-nucleotide messenger RNA. RefSeq lists its product as uncharacterized. The coding region runs from base 40 to 264 and encodes 74 amino acids. The record is from RefSeq and is a predicted model, not a curated record. The transcript is spliced from 2 exons. Lineage: Eukaryota; Metazoa; Arthropoda; Insecta; Diptera; Drosophilidae.